Messenger RNA from Photinus pyralis (common eastern firefly), 1170 nucleotides. Its product is annotated as DNA excision repair protein ERCC-1-like. Lineage: Eukaryota; Metazoa; Arthropoda; Insecta; Coleoptera; Lampyridae. The record is from RefSeq and is a predicted model, not a curated record. Bases 298 to 1023 code for a protein of 241 amino acids. Gene Ontology annotation, molecular function: single-stranded DNA binding; damaged DNA binding. Gene Ontology annotation, biological process: nucleotide-excision repair; UV-damage excision repair; mitotic recombination. Gene Ontology annotation, cellular component: nucleotide-excision repair factor 1 complex; ERCC4-ERCC1 complex; nucleus. The transcript is spliced from 4 exons.
AUCAAUAAAUAAACAUAAAACAUCGUUCACCAAACGAAGCGCUUCAUGAGUGCUACCAUGGUGCUACCUUAAACCUUCUUGAUGUCGUACCGCUUAUAUAAGUACUUGUAAUUGUACUGCAUUUUGCUUGUGUAGUCGUUGAUGGUGUAGUGUAUACACAUCAAAACAAAAAGUCAAAAACCCAAAACAACACUGGAAAAAAACAUUUAGAAAUACUUAUUGGAACCUUUUGGAUUGGAAAUCAUAAAGUCAAAAACGAAUUACAUCAAAAUGCAUCUUUCCCUAGGCAUAUAAACAAUGAAUGACACAUUUGAAAAUAUUAGUUUUGAAUUUGAGAAGGAUUUGAUUCCUACCUCCAAGUCAUCUGGUACUACUGGCCCAUGUAACAUACUCCAAAAGGAAAAUGAUAAACAAGCAAAAAUCUCCUCACAUCAUCUGCUUGUUAAUCCUAAGCAAAGAGGAAAUCCGAUAUUAAAAGCAAUAAGAAAUGUCCCUUGGGAGUUUGAAGAAAUAGUCCCUGAUUAUCAAAUGGGUACAGGGGUGUGUGCCUUAUUUUUAUCGCUAAGGUAUCACAAUCUACAUCCCGAUUACAUUCACAAUCGGUUGAAGUUGCUGGGAAAAAAUUAUGAACUACGUGUUUUACUUGUGCAGAUUGAUGUAAAAGAUCCACAUCACCUCUUAAAAAAUUUAACUCGUAUUUGCAUCUUGGCGGAUAUGACUUUAAUAUUAGCUUGGAGUCCAGAAGAAGCUGGUAGGAUAAUUGAAACUUAUAAAAUCUAUGAAAAUAAGCCAGCAGAUACAAUAAUGACGAGAAGUGAAACAUCACCCAAUUUACAAUUAGUACAAUUAUUAAGUUCCGUAAAACCAAUUAAUAAAACGGAUGCUAUGACUUUAUUGGUGCGUUUCAAAACUCUAAAGGGUAUUAUAUCCGCAUCUGAAUAUCAACUCUCGGAAUGUCCAGGUAUUGGACUUCGAAAAGCUCGGAAACUGUAUUCUAUAUUGCAUGAAAAUUUUUGUAAAUAAUUGUUAUAUUUUAAAUUGCAUGUUAGUUGUAUAAGAUUUGUGUUUUCGGUAUUAUUACUAUUGUUACUUAUUAUUGCUGGCAAUCUACACCAUCACAUUUGAAACAUUUUAUAGUGUUUUUUAUUAAAAUUAAAACCAAGUUGUCUA